This is a messenger RNA of Schizosaccharomyces japonicus yFS275, 994 nucleotides long. RefSeq names its product methyltransferase. Gene Ontology annotation, biological process: vesicle-mediated transport. Gene Ontology annotation, cellular component: cytoplasm. The transcript has 3 exons. The record is from RefSeq and is a predicted model, not a curated record. Gene Ontology annotation, molecular function: methyltransferase activity; protein-lysine N-methyltransferase activity. The coding region runs from base 1 to 693 and encodes 230 amino acids. NCBI's taxonomy places the organism in Eukaryota, Fungi, Ascomycota, Schizosaccharomycetes, Schizosaccharomycetales, Schizosaccharomycetaceae.
AUGUCGCUCCCACCAUCAGAGCUUGGAACAAAAUCUCAUUGGGAUUCGGUCUACUCGCUCGAGGUGGCCAACCUAGACGAGUUCUCGGACGAAGGAGAAGUUUGGUUCGGUGAAGAGGCCGAGGAAAAAAUUAUCGAGUGGAUAGAGGAGCAUGUGGCACCUGUCUCCCCUGGUUCGCCUACGGCCAUUCGUGUCCUCGACGUAGGCACCGGCAAUGGCCAUCUCCUCUGUCGCGUGGCCGAGGAGUUUGCUCAUCUCGUGCCUGACAAGAUGAUGUUGACAGGUGUUGACUACUCUGAGUCGGCCGUGCAGCUGGCCCGGCAGGUGGCAGCAAAGCAUGGUCUUGAAAGCCGUGUCGACUUUUUCGCACUCGAUUUCCUGCGCGAUCCUGUGCCCUACCAAGGCGAAUGGGAUUUGCUCUUAGAUAAGGGCACGCUCGACGCCAUUUCCCUUUGUCCCGACCUUGUGGACGGCCAGCCCGCCGACCAUGUGUAUGUCCGUCAGGCUGCCAAAGCGCUGGGUCCGCACGGAAUCCUCUUGGUCACUAGCUGCAACUGGACCGAGGAGGAGCUCAUCGAAAAGUUUGCUCCCGUCGGCUUGGUUGUCCACUCGACUGUGCGCAUGCCCGUCAUUGAGUUUGGAGGGCAUGUGGGCAGCACGACAGCAGUUGUCGCCUUCCACAGAGCCGCCUAACUGAGUGCGCGACAAUUAAAAAAAAAAAGGAAUAAGAGUUGUCAGGGGUUGCAAGCGUGCGGGACCAUGUCGACGAUUCUCAAUGGUUUCUUUCGGGUUUUCAAUCGUUCCGGCCAAGUCGGGCACGGCCUGAGGGCCGUGCUCGACUUGCUACUAGCUGGGCCAGCUACUUUUUGCUUCUAUUCUAUGUACCCAUACAGGCCCGUCCCCACACUCCCUCCCUCUGCACCCCACGUUUGCCCCCCGCGCUUCCCCACAUACUUCGCUUAUUUCGAAACCUUGUUUCACGUGCUCACUUUGU